Uranotaenia lowii is the source of this 1167-nucleotide messenger RNA. RefSeq names its product facilitated trehalose transporter Tret1-2 homolog. Gene Ontology annotation, cellular component: membrane. Bases 1 to 1167 code for a protein of 388 amino acids. The transcript has 4 exons. Gene Ontology annotation, molecular function: transmembrane transporter activity. Gene Ontology annotation, biological process: transmembrane transport. Lineage: Eukaryota; Metazoa; Arthropoda; Insecta; Diptera; Culicidae. The record is from RefSeq and is a predicted model, not a curated record.
AUGGCAUCGAAAGAGAUCCGCGGCACGGUCGGUUCCUUUUUCCAGCAGAUGAUAAAUUUGGGAAUACUUUAUGCUUACGGGCUGGCGGCCCUGUUGAACACCUUCCAGCUGAGUGUUUUGUGCGGCCUGGUUCCGGUGGUGUUCGGAGUCCUGUUCUUCUUCAUGCCGGACAGUCCGACGCAUUUGGUAUUACAGAUUAAUGAACGGAAAGCCGUCGAGGCCAUCAAAUGGCUCCGAGGUCCAAAGUUCGAUGCCACCAAGGAAGUCAAUGAAAUACGGGCCUUGCAGCAAAGCGUCACUGCAGCAGCGCAGCAACAACGCAACCAAUCCGAGGAGCUUCAUCCGUCCUCGAGCGACCAUCAAUGCCAAUUGCCGUUUGAUAAACGAUCCUCCGGGUGCUGCUGCUGCGAGUCCUUCACGCAUCCGGCCACUGUUCGAGCCUUGGCCAUCAUGUUGGGUCUCAUGUUUUUGCUGCAGAUGUCCGGCUUCAGCUCGCUGCUCUUCUACUCGACUUCCAUUUUCGGGGAAGUACAAGUGACCAUCGAUCCGGAACUGGCUACCAUAAUCGCCGGAGCCAUGCAAGUGCCGGGAACGUUGAUGUCAUCGCUAGUCGUGGACCGAGUAGGGCGCAGGAUGCUGCUGUUGGCAUCCGGUAGUAUCAUGUUUGUCAGUUUCCUGGUGCUCGGAGUUUACCUGCUGCUGUUGAGCCGGGAUCAGGUGGACGAACUUGGCUGGCUUCCGCUGACCACUCUCAGCCUGUACGUUACCUUCUACUCCCUCGGAUUUGGGCCCAUCCCUUGGCUGAUGCUCGGAGAGUUGUUCAGUCCGGACGUGAAAGGACCUGCCAGUUCGUUGGCUAACAUGACCAAUUUCGCCAUGUCCUUUGCCAUGGCACGGCUCUUUCCGGAGCUCCGGGAUGCCGUCGGUAUUGGAACGACUUUAAUCAUAUUCGCUGGCUGUUGCCUGCUAGCGGUGGUAUUUGUGGCCCUUCUAGUUCCGGAAACCAACGGGAAAUCGCUUAACGAAAUUCAACGAAUGCUGGCAGGUUCACAACGCAUCCCGAAGGAGGUCAUUCACCUGAUGCAAACAAAGUCUGCCGUCGGUGGUCUACGGAAAACGGCGUCUCAAGCCACACGUUUAAAGUUGGAAGUGUGUUGGUUGAUCUAA